AUAUAUAAGAGGCUGUGGGGCAAGAAGUUUUUCAUACUCCAGUAAAUCACUAUCACUCCCCUUGAAACAAACCUAGAAGAUCCUUCCACUGACACCAUGGUCAACUCCUGUUGUGGUUCAGUCUGCUCUGACCUGAGCUGUGGCCAGGACCUCUGUCAAGAGACCUGCUGUGCUCCCAGCUGCUGCAGACCCAGCUGCUGCCAGUCUGUGUGCUGCCAACCAAGCUGCUGCCAGACCACUUGCUGCCGCCCAACUUGCUGCCGCCCAACUUGCUGUGUGUCCAGCUGCUGCCAGCCCUGCUGCCGCCCCACCUGUUGCCGGCCAGUCUGUUGCCAGACCACUUGCUGCAGAACUACCUGCUGCCGCCCCAGCUGCUGUGUGUCCAGCUGCUGUAGACCAAGCUUCUGCCAGUCUGUUUGCUGCCAACCUACUUGCUGUCGCCCUUCUUGCUGCCAGACCACUUGUUGCCGCCCAACUUGCUGCCGCCCUAGUUGCUGUGUGUCCAGCUGCUGCCGGCCUUGCUGCCGUCCCAGCUGCUGUGUGUCCAGCUGCUGCCAGCCCUGCUGCAGACCUACUUGCUGUCAGACCACCUGCUGUAGAACCACCUGUUGUCGCCCAGCCUGCUGUGGCUCCUCCUGUUGCUGA
Gracilinanus agilis (Agile Gracile Mouse Opossum) is the source of this 645-nucleotide messenger RNA. RefSeq names its product keratin-associated protein 4-2-like. NCBI's taxonomy places the organism in Eukaryota, Metazoa, Chordata, Mammalia, Didelphimorphia, Didelphidae. The transcript has a single exon. The coding region runs from base 97 to 645 and encodes 182 amino acids. Gene Ontology annotation, cellular component: keratin filament. The record is from RefSeq and is a predicted model, not a curated record.